AUGCACACACUGGAUUUAGCAAAUUUUCCCGUUACGGACACUCUGAAGAUGCUUGCUUCACUUCUGGAAAAGAUUACUAAUGCUAACGACCAAUUAAAGUCUCAUAGUAUAAAUCACGUCGAGACUCCUCCUCCUACCGUUUCGGUAGCUGCUACACCAUCUUUCACGCGUUUUCAUGCUCGUUCAGUUCCUUCAAUAGAUAUUCAUUCUUAUCUUUCAAGGAUACUGAAAUAUUGUCCUACAACAAAUGAAUGUUUCCUAUCAUUACUGGUUUAUUUUGAUCGUAUGUCAAAGAAUGCAAUAGCAACAACUGGAAAACCUUUCUCUAUAGAUUCUUUUAACAUUCAUCGUCUGAUAAUUGCUGGCAUCAUGGUGUCAUCCAAAUUUUUUUCCGACGUAUUUUUCACAAAUUCAAGAUAUGCAAAGGUGGGAGGAUUGCCAGUAGCGGAAUUAAAUCAACUGGAGUUAGAAUUUCUUAUAUUGAACGACUUUCGCUUAGCAAUAACAGUGGAAGAAUUGCAGAGAUACGGUGAUCAAUUACUCAAACAUUGGGUAUCAGAAGAAAUGAGACAAGGUGGGAACGUAUAUGAUAAUCGAUUUCCCAGGUGGGAUUCGGGUCAUAACCUUGAAAAGAGUUUAAGUAAAAGGACACGUAAAUUCCCCUCUACUGAUGAUACAACAAGCAAGGGUGGUGGACCAAAGGCAAUGAAAGAAGAAGAUCAAGUAGAAAAUAAUCAUCAUAAUAUUAUUCGUUCGCAUCGUCGAGAUAGUAGUUUCUCUUCGACAAAAUCAUUGAACAUUACCUCAACAUAUCAAACUUCAUUAACGUCAUCUCCACAACAAUAUUCAACACAUUUAUCAAAAACUCCACCUCCUCCAUUACCUGGUUCAUCACCUUCAAUAGUUUCAGCGCCAAAUGGAAAUCACCCAAAUUCUAUCAACAAUUCGCCUAUGCACGCUCCAUUUGCUUCAACGAAUGUGUUUAAUGCCCAUCCUGUUUACCAUCAUUUAAAACAACCAUAUCCACAUCCACAUCAUCAAUCACAACAUCAUAGGUCAAUGAGUUUAGGUUCCACGAUAAAGCGUGCAAACAGUAGCGGUUCAUUACUUAAUCGUGCAAGAAGCGGUGACUUGUCAGAUGAUUUACAGCAAUACCAUCAUCCAAGACAUUCAUCACCAAAACCAAUAAAUCCGGAGGAUCAUGCUUAUCGAGCUGCAGCACCCCCACCAUAUCCAUCUGGUCCGACAUCUGCGUUAGCCAUAACAACCUCAAAGUCGAUAAAUGGUAAUAGAAAUGGUUCACAACCGUCGCCUAAUAAUAAUAAUACCUUACCAACCCCAUCUCCCACACAUAAUAUAACAAACCUAAUGCGUCCUCCAUCAACACAGUCUUUACCCGCAACUCCUGUGACUACACUGCCUCCUUCACUUCCGUCAAUGACUUUUAAUGCCGCCACCAUCAGUAAUGUUGCUCAUACGGCUGCCGCAGCCGCUUUAGGUUAUGCCCGUAGGGCUUCCCUUGCCCUUCCGCCACUUCCCCGUCAUUUAAAUGUGUUUGGCGGUGGCAUACCUUCUCCCGUGUCAACAAUUCCUCCUGAAAAUUUGGGUCCUGGUUUAUCUCGACGUGGUUCUGUUCCUGCUUGGAGUGGAAGUAGUUUAUCAAGUAGUAAUAAUGGAAGUUCAAAUGGGGUACAUUCCGAAUCGAGAAAUCCAAGUUCCAAUUUAGCAAUGGGCAAUGGGUCAUCGUCACUAUCAAUUUCCACGGUGCCAAUAUCAUCAUCGUCAGGAAAACAGAGUUCGAUGGUGAACGGUCAUGUGCACAGUCAUAUUCAUACGAAUGGGGUAUCAACGACCCCUCACGGUACUCCAACUACUGAGCUCUCUAGGAGAAGUUCAAAUUCGGGUACGGCUUCAGAUUCUUCUGGUCUGUCAACGUCGAUCUCGGUCCCUCGAAUGACAACCAAUGGAAGCGGAAAUGCAAACUCCAACAUCAAUAAUGUCAAUGGAACGAAUAAGCCGCGUGAAAAUUAA
This is a messenger RNA of Funneliformis mosseae, 2031 nucleotides long. The record is from the annotation of a GenBank genome assembly. NCBI's taxonomy places the organism in Eukaryota, Fungi, Glomeromycota, Glomeromycetes, Glomerales, Glomeraceae.